Hypanus sabinus (Atlantic stingray) is the source of this 2603-nucleotide messenger RNA. It is a transcript of the gene mtfr1l, whose product is annotated as mitochondrial fission regulator 1-like. The transcript is spliced from 8 exons. Gene Ontology annotation, biological process: mitochondrial fission; aerobic respiration. Gene Ontology annotation, cellular component: mitochondrion. The record is from RefSeq and is a predicted model, not a curated record. NCBI's taxonomy places the organism in Eukaryota, Metazoa, Chordata, Chondrichthyes, Myliobatiformes, Dasyatidae. Bases 241 to 1140 code for a protein of 299 amino acids.
UAAAAAGCCCAUGGAAACGACUUGCCAGUCUCUUACACCAAGCGGCCUGGUCGAGCCUGAAGCUGCGAGCACGGUUUAGUUUUACAACCCGAAUGUGUUGGUGUCCUUAACGCACGAGGGAGCCAAUUCUUUGUUGGCAAGGUUGACUUUGGAAAGCUGCUGUGCAGGUUGACUCUGGUUAAGAAGGCAUACGGUGAAUUGGCUUUCAUCAAUCGUGGGACUGAGUUUAAGAGCCGAGAGAUGAUUCCAAUAUGGCAAAAUAAACCUUAUGGGUCUUCCCGCAGUGUUGUUCGAAUGAUUGGAUCAAACCUCCCACUGAGACCAUGUCCUAGGGUUUGUUUUCAGCUUGUUCCUGGGCUUACUGCAGCUGAGACUUUGAGUUCCAUCCACGGCAAUAAACCAGCCGUUCCGACCCUGGCAGACAUUGCAUGGAUAGCUGCAGAUGAAGGAGAAGCCUUUACAAGGAUGAGAGCUGAUGCUAGACCCUACAGGGAAGAAUGGCAUCCGACUCCACUGCUUAUAAUGCAUAGAAAUUCUUCAGUGCCUAACUUCCGAAGGGAAGGGAGGAAAUACGAAAGCCUGAAGAAGCCGGGUCUGACUGCACUGAAUCACACUGUGGCACUUCAGGAUGAACUUAGCCGCUUGCGAGAGCAGAUUGCUAAAAUCGUUGCUGUGCCAGAAAGUAAAAUGGAAACUGAAUCUGCUCCUUUUACACCAGAACUUGGUUCUCCUGACACGUCAAGCGUUGCCUGCUCUCUACCAGAUUUUGAGUCUGCAUAUCCUCCAUUAGCGUCGUUUACCUUAAACGAUGAUAUUCCAGAAAAUGAUCCAGCUGAAUCUUUGAGCAUUGCAUCAUUUUCCAUGGCUGCUUCAUCAAACUUUGACCUUGAUUUUGAAAGUAAAAGGCAGGAUAUAACUGCAAAUGAAGAUGAUGAAACCUCCUGUCUAUCAAAGUCCACAAGCUUUGCAGAUAUGAUGGAUAUUCUGAAAGAUAUGAACAGGGUUAAAUUAAACUCCUUACAAGGGUCCAGGAGAGGCUCUCAGCUUUUGAAAGAGAAUGACCCUUCGGUACUCAUAUCAGAGGCAUUGAAACGCAAGUUUACCGUACCAGACAGUAGUAUUUUUAUGAAGGAAGAUUGAUUUAUGCAAGUUCUUCAAACAUCAAGUAGUACCCACAACUCAAGUCUCAUAACAAGACCUGUUGAUAGAAAACUGCAGUUAUUUGGAAAGGACUGCUAUACUCCAGUAUGCCCUGUGGACCCUACUAUUAAUACAUAAAGGACCUGGAGCAGAACUGUGCCGAUCAGGACACUCAUGUUCUCUUUGCACUGCAAUAUUACAGGUUGUGGAAACAAGGUUAUAAACGGAGCAAGCUUGUAUUUGUGCCUUGACUGAUGGAAAUAGAGGAAUGUCUUCCUUACCUCAGUUUUUCUUUAGGGGGGUGGGGUGGGGUGGUAGACUAAGAUGGUAGAGGUGGAGAUAAAUUGGGCAUUUGAUUUAAGAAAUAAUUUUCCCUUAUCUAUUUUACAUUCUCUCAACCACCACACUGCACCCUCAGGGAACUGGGAUACCCAAGGAAAAUUCACUAGUUGAGGGGCUUUGUGGUUUCCUCAAUUUCUAAAUGACAACUUCUCUGUUUAACAUCCUUGAUUUUUGCAUCCAAAGCAGCCCUGCAGAUUUUCUCUUGUUUGUCACACCAAAGUGGAUGGCUUUUUGAAAUUUGAGAGAGUAGAUGAUUGCAGCACAAAGAAGAGACUUUGGGCCUAUUUUACCAUAUUUACUCAAAAUUGAUUUCCACUGCUUUUAAAAAGGAAUCUAAUAGCUUUGUGCAUUUCCAAGUGUUAUCCACUUACAUUAUUAAAACAGUUAUCUGUAAAGAAAAUAUUUAGAAAUAAAACCCAAGUAUGGUCGGGUUUGCUGAAUGUAUUUACAUGUACUGCCCCUUUAGCAACAUGGGGGUAAAGAUUUGAUAUGAGAAAUGAUCAUCAGAACAGUGAAUCACAUCACCGUCCUUCAAAUUCUUCUAGCUAAAUUUAAAAAGUAAGAUGAAAGGUCACUGGACUAUAUAUACACAGUCCAACAGGAAAUGAUUUACAUUAGAUGCAUUAGCAGCACGUUGUUGCUAGCCAGCGCUGUAAUUAGACACAUUGGACAUGAAAUGGGAAUUGAAUGGGCGCAAUAGAAUUGUGCUUGUGUUGCACUUCUAAUAUUCCCUUCUGCCGAUACUAGUGUAUUAUCAACAAAGAUGGAAAAGGCCCCAUGUUAGUGUAGAGGUUAGUGCGAUGCUGUUACAGCUUGGGGUGUCCUGGUGUUGGGAGUUCAAUUCCGCUGCUGUAUGUAAGGAGUUUGUGUCUUCUCACGUGAACUGAGGUUUUCUUUGGGUGCUUCAGUUUCUUCCUAUGGUUGACGGGUUAAUUGGGCAUUGUAAAUUGUUAUUUCAUAGGGUAGGAUUAAAUCAGGGGUUUGCUGGGCUGCAUGGCUCGAAGGGCCUAUUCUCAAUAAGUAAUAAGGUUGCUGGGUGGUGUGGCUCGUUGAGCCAGGAGGGACUGACUAUUCCUUGCUGUUCUCUAGAUAAAUAAGUAAAAUUAAUAUUUAUUUCUGGA